Messenger RNA from Vanrija pseudolonga, 1517 nucleotides. RefSeq names its product Histidinol-phosphate aminotransferase (gene his3). The record is from RefSeq and is a predicted model, not a curated record. Lineage: Eukaryota; Fungi; Basidiomycota; Tremellomycetes; Trichosporonales; Trichosporonaceae. Gene Ontology annotation, molecular function: L-histidinol-phosphate:2-oxoglutarate transaminase activity; pyridoxal phosphate binding. The transcript has 2 exons. Gene Ontology annotation, biological process: L-histidine biosynthetic process. Bases 104 to 1333 code for a protein of 409 amino acids.
UUGCAACUCUCUUAUCUAUCUCUCGUUACAUCGGCUCGACGUCUCUCUACGCAUCUCUCCUCUCACCUCGUCUCCCCAACCUCCCCUCUCCCACACCCACGCCAUGCCAAUCCUCGGUCUCAAGUCCAAGGGCCCCACCACGCCGGCGCACUUCGCCCUCGAGCCGCUCAUCCGGCCCAACAUCCUCUCGCUGGUGCCGUACCGCGCCGCCCGCGACGACUACAGCGACGGCGUGCUCCUCGACGCCAAUGAGAACGCGUACGGCCCGUCCCUCGCGGCCGACUUUGGCAAGCUCGCCUCGACCGACGCGGGGGCCGCGACGCUCAACCUCCUCAGCGAGGCCGAGCGCGCCGUGCUCAACCGUUACCCGUCGCCGACGCACGACGACCUCAAGCGCCGCAUCGCCGCCCUGCGCAACCUCCCUAACGAGGACUGGGUCUUCCUCGGCGUCGGAAGCGACGAGGUCAUCGACAUGCUCUACCGCGUCCUCUGUGUCCCUGGCAAGGACGCCGCCAUCACCACCCCGCCCACGUACGGCAUGUACGCCGUCUCCGCGCAGAUCAACGACGUUGGGGUUGUGAAGGUGCCGCUUGUGCUUGAGGAUGGAGCCUUCCAGCUCGACGAGGAGAAGCUCGACGCCGCAUUCAAGGCCACCCCCAACGCCAAGCUCCUCUUCAUCUGCUCGCCCGGCAACCCGACCGGCACCCUCAUCCCCCUCGACGCGAUCAAGCGCAUCGCCUCCAACCCCAACUUCAAGGGUGUCAUUGUCGUCGACGAGGCCUACAUCGACUUUGCGCCCGAGGGCACCUCGGCCGUUACUCUCGUCAAGGAGUACGCCAACAUUGCCGUCUCGCAGACUCUGUCCAAGUCGUUUGGCCUUGCUGCCAUCCGCCUCGGCUACCUCCUCGCGUCGCCCGAGCUCAUCCAGAUCCUCACCAAUGCCAAGGCGCCGUACAACGUGUCGCUGCCUACCGCGUCGCUCGCGCUCGCGUCGGUGUCGGAGUCCGGACUCGCCGUGAUGCAGAAGAACACUGCGACGCUCGUGGCCAACCGCACCGCGCUCAUCGACGGCCUGCUCAAGAUCCCCGCCAUCGGAAGGGUGCCAGGCGGCAACCACGCCAACUUUGUCCUUGCCGAGGUGCUCGACAAGCCCGGCGGAAAGCCCGACAACGCGCGCGCCAACGCCAUCUACAAGGAGAUGGCUGAGAACCGCGGCGUUGUUGUGAGGUUUAGGGGCAACGAGCCAGGCUGCCUCGCCUGCCUGCGUAUCACUGUCGGCACCGAGGAGGAGAAUGCCACGGCGUUGGCGCGGUUGUCCGAGUUGCUCCAGUGAGAAGAAGGCCGGGGCAAGCUGGGGCGAGGGUGUGAGCCCGAGCGGUGGCGGGUGGCGUCGUGUCGAGCUGCAGAAACAAUGCAGCUGGCGUCUUGUAUCCCCCCACCGCGAUCGUAGACAAUGAUAAAAUGGGCAGUUCGGUGCCCGGGUAGCCUUUGCAAUGCAUAUGUUUGGGACAGAAAGA